Molecule: messenger RNA, 1342 nt
Organism: Rubroshorea leprosula
Lineage: Eukaryota; Viridiplantae; Streptophyta; Magnoliopsida; Malvales; Dipterocarpaceae
Source: the annotation of a GenBank genome assembly
CUGUGGAUCUUCUCUUCCUCCUCACCUCCCUACUCUAGUAGCGGUGAUCUUUCCCCUUCUCUGGCAUCGACAGGCUUCCUCUUCCUCCGUUCUCUCCCAUCCCUCCUACCCUCUGUUUCCCCUUCAUUUUUCGGCUGGAGACUAAUCUGGAUUCGAUAGCAAAACCCUGAUCUGGUUCUACCCCUCUGCGUGGUAGAACUCCAUUUGCAUUGCUUCUGGGUCUUACAACUAAGAUUAGGAAGGAGCUCCGGAUCAUGGAGUAUAUUUUUGAAUAGUAAAAGAUAAAAAAAAAAAAAAAACCCUUACCCCAACAACACAGUAAAACACAGACAAACAAAACCUUAUUUUUUGCAGUCUGGUUUCUACAAAACACCGAGCUUCUUAAUUUUUCAGUAUUUAUUUCCUAUUCCCGCUCUGUCUGUGUUCGCACUUCGUACUCUGCAGAUUACUCAGACUCAACAGCGUAAAAUCUUCUCUUCCUUUUCCCUUUUCUUUUAAAGAGGCUGGAGCUGGAGAAGAAAAGGAAAAUAUAUGGAGGACGGCGUAGGAAAAGAUUUGGAAUGCCAGAAGAUUAUGGUUGCGAAGGCGAGUGACGGGCAUGAUUCUGAGAAGGCUAUUCCUUCUUGUUGCUUGAAGGCUAGGGCUUCAGUCCCUGAGGUUGACACAAAAUGCCAUUCUACUGUUGUUUCUGGGUGGUUCUCAGAAUCUCAGUCUCCUUAUACUGCUAGCAAAAAACUUUACUUCAACAAUCCUAUGCGGCCUGAUACUGCUAGCAAAAAACUUUACUUCAACAAUCCUAUGCGGCCUGGCGAAGCACAUUCUCUGAAAGUUGAAAACAUUUUAUUUAGGGGGAAGUCCAAGUACCGAGGGAUACUUGUUUUUGAGUCUUCCACCUAUGGGAAGGUGCUUGUUCUUAAUGGUAUAGUUCAGUUGACAGAGAAAGAUGAGUGUGCCAACCAGGAAAUGAUUGCUCAUCUUCCACUUUGUUCAAUUCCAUCUCCCAAAAAUAGUAGGCAAAACGCUGGGAAAAAAGAGGAGAAGCUUUAGGCAAAUCUAUGUUGCUCGCCGGUUAGAAGUGGGAGAUUCACUUGACAGACUUUGUAUAUUCCGAUUAUUUGUGAUUGCUGGGGUCAUCUUGUUAUUUUGAUUUGUUUUUACUUCAAUAUUUCUCCUAUGGUUGAGUAUUAAAGUCUGUUUAAUUCCCAGGGAGGAAAAAUGGAUGUUUAUAGAAUCAGGUAAGAGGAGGAGGAUGUGCUGGUUGUUGGCUUAUUUGUGACUUCUGUCUCUCUAUCUUUGGUCAAUUUGUGGUGUUGCAUUGUAGAAAUAUAUUAUGAAUAUUUCU